Molecule: messenger RNA, 620 nt
Organism: Pseudovirgaria hyperparasitica
Lineage: Eukaryota; Fungi; Ascomycota; Dothideomycetes; Acrospermales; Acrospermaceae
Exons: 3
Coding region: 124-468 (114 amino acids)
Biological process (GO): regulation of DNA-templated transcription
Molecular function (GO): DNA-binding transcription factor activity, RNA polymerase II-specific; zinc ion binding
Source: RefSeq, a predicted model, not a curated record
AAAUCUCGAAUCUUUCGAGUCCGGGCACAGGUAUAUUCCAUCCCAACAGGUCGUCCAACUCUGCCUGCUUUGCGCGUGCAUCCCAGAUACCGACCACACACUGCGCUAUGCUAGAAGGAUAACAUGCUUAUGUUCGCGUGGCCGAUAAUCCUCUGGACGCAUAUUAAUCGAGUACCCACGGUCUAUAAAUCUUCACGAGACUUUGGUCAUGACACUUACGUUGUCUUGCGAAUAUUCGCUCGAAAACAGAAGUGCAGUCCAGAGCAACCGCAAUGUGCAGCAUGCCUUAAAAUUCAAAAGAAGUGCACUUAUCUUGGACGUAAAAGGUAUCAACGCAAAAGGGUUUCACAUUCCCAUGUUCUCGACUACCCUUGGCAAUCUUCAUCGGAGCUAUACUUUAUAGCUCGGAAUCCGAAAGGGCGGAUGCCCGCACCAUACCGUCCGGAACUCUUAUCGAUGAAUACGUAGGUAGGAAAGGAAGUAAAGAUCGAAAGUAAGAUUACUUCCAAGGAGUAUCUGGCAUACUUACGACCUGGCUGGGGUAUCGAUACCGAAGACUCAAAACAUCCCAGCAGGGAAAUCAAUCACUCGUGUGCACCGAAUUGCGCACUCAAAAAGAA